AUGGCGGCACCGGCACUGGAGCUUCCCCUGGGACUGCCAAGAACCGUGGUUCUGAAGAGCAAGUACAACGGCAAGUACAUCCGCUACACAAACGAAGAAAUCACAUUCCAACGCUACCUCCAGGCAACGGCAGAUGCAGCCGCGAGCCCUCUCGCCAAGUUCCACGUGGAGGCCUCCAAGACCUCGACGGACCUGGUCCACAUCCGGUGCGCGUACAGCAACAAGUACUGGGCCGCAGCGUCCAGGGGCAAUCCCUGGAUCGCCGCCGCGGCCGACGGUCCCGAAGAGGACCAGUCCAACUGGUCGUGCACGCUCUUCGAGCCCGUUGUCCUGGCGGAAUCGGACAACAGGGUUUUCCGAUUCCGCCACGUGCAGCUGAACCGGUACGCCACCCUGUUCGACAACAGCGCGUCCCCCCUCCACAACUUCGUGCAAGCUGUGUCGGAACACCCCGACCUCGCGUUCCUCAUGGACGCGUACGAGGUGGUGGAUCGGGAGUCCCUCGUGGUGCUGCCUCAGCUCGCGGCGUUUAAAGGCGGCGACGGGCUCUACAUGCAGCCCUCAGGGGGUACCCUUAUAUUUUACGGCAAGGACAUCGGCGAUGAGUACGUGGAGGAGCUGGUGAUCAAGAGGGAGAUUUACGACGUAGCAUUCCGCGUCCCGGAUGCUAGAAUCUACGACGAGAACAUCAUCGUUGCAGCCACGGGGCACGUCAGGAACGAGGGUCCCAACCUUCUCAACCAGAAGUUGACCAUAAAGUACACAGACACCAAAAGCCACAUGUGGCAGGGCAAUGUGACCCUCAAGCUCGGGGUCAAGAUCACGGUAAAGACCGGCAUCCCGAUGCUUGUGGCGGGAGGGAUCGAGAUUUCCGCGGACGCGUCCAGAUCCACCACCUGGGGCGACACCGAGACCUCGUCCACCGAGGUGACCAGCGAGUACGACGCCGUGGUGAGUCCCCAUACUCUGAUGACGGUGAAUGUGGUGGCGACUCGAGGUGUCUGUGACGUUCCGUUCUCGUACACUCAAAGGGACCUUCGCUUGGAUGGCAUAACCGUUGUUACCUAUCCGGACGACGGACUCUUCACGGGCGUUAACAGCUUCAACUACUAUUACGACACCAAGGAGGAGCCACUCCCCCCUCCGCCUUCCGCAUCAACAACAUCGGAUUGA
Linum tenue is the source of this 1173-nucleotide messenger RNA. The record is from the annotation of a GenBank genome assembly. NCBI's taxonomy places the organism in Eukaryota, Viridiplantae, Streptophyta, Magnoliopsida, Malpighiales, Linaceae.